Molecule: messenger RNA, 1491 nt
Organism: Armigeres subalbatus
Lineage: Eukaryota; Metazoa; Arthropoda; Insecta; Diptera; Culicidae
Gene: Ostgamma
Product: tumor suppressor candidate 3
Exons: 4
Coding region: 106-1095 (329 amino acids)
Cellular component (GO): oligosaccharyltransferase complex
Source: RefSeq, a predicted model, not a curated record
UUUGAUCGCUUUUUUACUUGAACUUCGGUGGUGAUGGAUAUUUGCUUCUAGUUGACCAAAAAAGAAAACUAUUCUACGGUGAAUAAUCAAUAAACUUUAUCGAAAAUGAGAGUUCUAGUAAAAAUUGCAAUUCUAAUUGCAAUUUCACUAUGCUUGUUCCAUGCAGUGCAGAGCCAGUCCAAGGGAAAAAACUCGCAAACCCUUGCGGAAAAAGUACAGCAGUUGUUGGACAUGAAUGCCAAACGGCCAGUGAUGCGUUUCAAUGGAAACCGCUUUCGGGACUUCGUCAAAUCGGCACCGAGGAACUAUUCAGUGGUCGUCAUGUUUACUGCCAUGGCCCCGGCUAGGCAGUGUGUCAUCUGCCGACAUGCACACGAUGAAUACACAAUAGUUGCCAAUUCCUAUCGAUACUCCCAGACCUACUCAAACAAGCUGUUUUUCGCGAUGGUCGACUUUGACGAAGGUUCCGAUGUGUUCCAAAUGCUGCGCUUGAACACGGCCCCGGUGUUCAUCCACUUCCCGGCCAAGGGAAAACCGAAACCGGCGGAUACCAUGGAUAUCCAACGUGUUGGUGUAUCGGCAGAGGUUAUCGGAAAGUGGAUUCAGGAACGCACGGACAUACAAAUAAGAAUCUUCCGACCACCAAACUACUCGGCUACGGUGGCAAUCCUCAUGUUAACGGCCUUCGUUGGUGGGUUCCUCUAUCUGCGUAGGAACAAUCUGGACUUUUUGUAUAACAAGCAAAUGUGGGGCUUCUUGGCGGUUAUUUUCUGCUUUGCAAUGGUUUCCGGUCAAAUGUGGAAUCACAUUAGGAGUCCGCCGUUUGUCCACAAGGGUCAAAACGGUGGCAUUGCCUACAUCCAUGGCUCGUCUCAGGGACAGCUGGUGAUUGAGACGUAUAUCGUUAUGUUCUUAAAUGCAAUGAUUGUUGCCGGUAUGAUUCUGUUGACCGAGUCUGGCUGGCAAAGUGAUCCCCGGAAAGGGAAGAUAGCCGCCGUCGUCGGUUUGGUGCUGGUUGCCGUGUUUUUCUCGUUGAUCCUGUCGAUCUUCCGGUCGAAGGCACAAGGAUAUCCUUACAGCUUCUUGUUCAAAUAACUUUGUCUCCUGUUUUGAGUGCAAUGAAUCAUCCGAAAAAUGAUCGCAGUGGAUAUCCCAAUACAGUGAGAGUGUUGUGUUCGAAUGUUUGAUUAAUGAGCACCAAUUUAGCACGAAUGUGUUGAAAUUCCGAAGGCGAAUGCGAUAAGUACUAAUUGUAACAACCGAAAUCACCGAAAAAAUCACAUUGAUUUACACAUACCUAUAACGCUAGUGAGAACUAAUUAAUUAGUGCAAAGCAAAAAUAAAAAACUGUUCCGUCAAAACCAUCUGGAAAUAAUUACUUUAUUGUUUGUUUAGAAUUUCAAAUUUACUGCGGAAUAUAUACUUCUGUAUUUAGCCGAAUAAAACUUGAUGUAUCUUGAAUAAGAUACAUUCCAGGGGUUACAAAAUACC